UCUCUCAGUCAGUCAGUGUGUGCUCGGCAGUCGCGAAGGUUGAACGCAUACCGAACCGCCUCUCGUGUCACUUCCCCCUCCCCACAAAACCUUCUCGUUGCCUUGAAAACUCUACGCCAUUCGCCCUCCCCAUUUCCUUUAUGCCUGUCGUAGUACAUCGCCUUCGCCUCUCAUUUUAAUUCCUCCUUAGUGAACGGGGAGAGGGCGUAGACGAAUGCUUUUAGGUAAUAAGUGGGCCUGCGGAAAUCGUUUGGACCGAUAUAAACAAAGACGCCCAUGCAUUCAUUUUCCGUUAUGGAACUCGCGUGAGGAGUCGCUAUUUACCGCCAGACACCAAGAGAGAAGCGUUUUGGGCAGAAAAGUGAACCUUCUAAUGACCGAAUGAAACUAUGUGGCUCGAGAAGAUGAUCGAGGCAGUUCACGAUCAGUCGAGAGUGAACCAGAGGAAAGAAACGCUGGAAGAAGUUAAGUGCUCUAGGCUGACUGAGGUCUAAAUCUAAAAAGUGCGGGAACCAAGAGUCUGAAAUCUCUUCUUCUUUUUAUAAAAAGUGCCGUGACUCUCCCAUGGAUAUUCUACCUUCCGGGACGAGUUUCUCUUCUUCUUCUUCUUCUUCUUCUUCUUUUUGUUCUUGUUCUUGCAGUGGAGAUCUUCGCGAGGACCUUUCGUAAGCUCCCCAAAGAUCAAAAGCCCACCGCCGACAGCUUAUCUGAUAAUAACCCUACAACAACUACUUGUACGUCUUCUGCUGCUAUUACUACAGUGCUUUUGGCACUGCAACAACAGCUACAACUUUUUAUUGCUUCCGCUGCUAUUACUACAGUGCUUCCGGCACUACAACAACUACAACUACAACUGAUACUUUGACUGCUUCUGGUUGCAACAACAUCUACAACAAAUACAAUUACAACUACGACUUUUACUUCUUCUGCUGUUAUAACUACAGUGCUGUUGUCACUGCAACAGUAUCUACAACAACCACAACUUUGCUGCUAAAAAUACAGUGCUGUUGGCACUGCAACAACAUCUACAACAACUACAAGUUUGACUGCUUCUGCUGUUAUCACUACAGCGCUGUUGGCACUGCAACAACAUCUACAACUACUGCUUUUACUGCUGUUAUUCCUACAAGCCAGCAUGCCUCCUCACUUCUGAGCUACCCCCUCGGAAGCCCAAAUGGGCGUGGAACACUGCGGGCGGGCGCUCGUGUGAAACUCGAGGUGGGCGGCGGCAAUGGUCGGGGUUUACGAGGUGGGCCGGUGGGGGUGGACUGGUAGGAACAACGUCAGCGAGAAGAACAACAAAAGGCUGAACAUCCAUGUCAUAUCGGAUGGCAUCACUCGCCUCCCAAUCCUCGAAGGGGAAAUUUCCCACAUCGAGAUCCCUAGGGGCAACAACCCCUUGGGAAUAACGAUCGUAGGGGGAUCUGACACGCCCUUGCGAUGCGUCGUCGUUCAAGAGGUCUUCCCAGAUGGCUUAGUAGCCCAAGAUGGUCGUCUCCAGCCUGGAGACCAGAUCAUCGAAGUGGACGGCGUCGACAUGACAUCGGCCACUCAUCAGGUCGUGUGCCAGGCUCUCCGGAGACCUCAGACUGUCCUUCGACUCGGCGUCUACCGAGAGAGAAUUCAGGCGUACCGAUCACCAUCGCCCGGUACCAACCACCAGCAAGGUGAAAUGGUUGCUGUUACACUAUGCAAAGAGAGCAGUCGUCAAUUAGGUCUUAAGCUAGGGGGUCGGAGGACUGAGCCCGGGAUAUUCAUCAUGGAGGUCCUACCAGGGUCAGUGGCGGCCCAAGACGGCCGCCUCCACUCGCACGACAGGAUACUUGCAAUCAACGGCGCGGACGUGCGCUACGCCCGUCUGGACCACGCCUCCAGGCUUAUUCAGCAAAGCCACACUCACGUCAGCCUUAUCGUAAGCAGAGGUCCCAUGACCUCCUUCGGGCCGAACUCCGACGGAUCUACAGCUCCUUCUGAAUACACAAACUUCCCAUCCCACCACUGGCGGGAAGAUCAGGUGCCUGACAACGACUUCCAGAGCUCCGUGGAGCAGAGGAGCGGGAGCGACAGUGGGUGCGUCGCCAUGGAGUACGGGAGAUCCGGUUCCUGCGACUCCUUGAGCGACCACAGCCUCGUGUCCUCCAUGAUGUCCUCUCCGAGCACUGGUCUCCCCUCCGAAAACGGGGGGAUCAGCGGAUCGCCGAGAGGAGCCUCCCCUACCACGUCUUCUCCAGGUUACUGCACUUCAGACACCGAUGACAUGGAUUCCCAUCAUCACCAUCAUCACCACCACCAUUCUCAGAAUCACCUCCAUCAACAGCAGAAUUCAUCGAUUCACCAUCAUCUGUCAUCACCUCACGAAGCAGUCAACUUGUCACAGCAAUCGUCACUCGACUCAACUCAUCCAGAUUCGGGCAUCCACGAACUCCCACCAUCAAUGACAGAGCCCAGUUACCACCAUUCCACCAUCUCGCCUCCUACUCCUAGGGACCUCCGCACGCCCAACGAUGACAGUGAUCUCAUUGCUGGGCUAAAGAGAAUCAUGCAGCCGGAAAACAAUCAACUUCAGCAGAAGAACGUAACAAUCAAAAAGGGUGUUGGUGAGAGCCUUGGGAUGAGAAUUGGCGGUGGUGUAGGAAGCAACGAGGGGGACACACCAAUUUACGUAGCUAAUAUCAACCCCCAAGGUCCAGUUGGCAGAUGUAAAAAUAUCAAAAAAGGCGACGUGCUGCUCUCAGUCAACGGACAAUCUCUGCUGGGCCUGACGCACGGCCAGGCCGUGGCCCUCCUGAAGGCGACGGCAGAACUGGCAGGGGUCACCUUGACGUUGCUCGACGGUCCGGAAACGUCUCCCGGUUCCGCCAACUUCGUGCCCUCUUGGCUCUACUGGCAGAAACUCCCGCGGUCUCUGCACGUGUCCAAAACCGUCGUCCUGCACAGAUCUCAAGGGGCGUCGUUGGGUUUCAGCAUCGUGGGCGGGUCGGAUCCCCAGCGAGGCGCCGAGCCGAUACACGUCCUGUUCGUGGUGCAGUCCUCUCCAGCGGCCCUGGACGGGAAGCUGAGAUGCGGAGACAGGCUGCUCUCUGUUGACGGCCACUCUCUGGAACUUGUCCGCCACGCGUCGGCUGUCAGCUUACUAAAGCAAGCAGGGCAGAAAGUCCACUUGGAGGUGGUUUCCUGGUUGGGAACAGAGCUGUGACCUUUAUACUGUGAGUAAAGUUACGAAAACAUAAAAAAAAGAGAGAGAGACUCGGUUACCCACGUGGCACUGGGUAUAGACUCUCACAGCUAUGAUGCCAUGUUCUGGAACUCUCAUUAUCACGGUCAGGUACCGCAAAAAGAAAAAAAAAAAGUCGAGAUAUAUUAUUGCUGUUGGCAUCAUCAUAAUUUCAAAGUGAGUUUGUUUUUUUUAUUUGAGUGAAUAAUGUCAGUGAUGACGCGAAAUAAAUCGAUAUUGUGCCUAAAUGAUAUGGUUAUUGCUGAGUAUCUAUAUCGUGUGAUAAGUUUUAAUCACGUGUUCGUUGACUCUGAAGAUGGAAUUCAGAAUUCCAUAUUAAAUACAUAAAUCAAGAUGUUGAAACAUCAGCCCAUGAUGAAAACUAAUUAGUGCGUAAUUAUUCAACUGUAUCGAAAGAGGUUUCACAAAAAUUCCUCACAGCUGAGGAUUCCUUGUCUGUCUGGAAAUUUAUAUUGAUUGGAUUUUACUCCCACUGAUCAUCUUCGCUCAACAGCCAAAGAGAAGUACACCUUUAUCUGAUUACCUGCGGAAUUAGGACUUCACUUGAGAGUAAAUCAAUUUAAAAACUUCAUUCCCCCUGCAAACUUCAUUUUCACCAUAAGAAAAUAAAACAAACUUCAUUUUCACCAUAAGAAAAUAAAACAAACUUCAUUUUCACGAUAAGAAAAUAAAACAAACUUCAUUUUCACAAUAAGAAAAUAAAACAAACUUCAUUUUCACAAUAAGAAAAUAAUACAAACUUCAUUUCACUAUAAGAAAAUAAAACAAACUUCAUUUUCACCAUGAGAAAAUAAAACAACCAUAAGAAAAUAAAACAACCAUAAGAAAAUAAAACGAACUUCAUUUUCACCACAGGAAAAUAAAACAAACUUUAUUUUCUCCAUAAGAAAAUAAAACAAACAU
This is a messenger RNA of Macrobrachium nipponense, 4138 nucleotides long. Its product is annotated as ligand of Numb protein X 2-like. The record is from RefSeq and is a predicted model, not a curated record. Gene Ontology annotation, molecular function: protein binding. The coding region runs from base 1232 to 3196 and encodes 654 amino acids. NCBI's taxonomy places the organism in Eukaryota, Metazoa, Arthropoda, Malacostraca, Decapoda, Palaemonidae. The transcript has 8 exons.